This is a messenger RNA of Pteronotus mesoamericanus, 5218 nucleotides long. It is a transcript of the gene OGA, whose product is annotated as O-GlcNAcase. Gene Ontology annotation, biological process: glycoprotein metabolic process. The record is from RefSeq and is a predicted model, not a curated record. The transcript is spliced from 16 exons. Gene Ontology annotation, molecular function: beta-N-acetylglucosaminidase activity. NCBI's taxonomy places the organism in Eukaryota, Metazoa, Chordata, Mammalia, Chiroptera, Mormoopidae. The coding region runs from base 449 to 3199 and encodes 916 amino acids.
GAGCCGGUCUCUAGCGCAGGCGCAGUGCAGAUAAACAGGAAGCUGGCGGUAGAGGCAGCGGUGUAAGAGAUCGUGGGUUUUAGGGAGGGAAAACAGCGGCAGAGUAAGAUUAUAGGGAGUGCAACACAGGCUAACUGAGAACGAAAAAGAAGCUUUGGCCGUCUGCCUCUAGGGAACGGGAGGCGCAGCUUCGUUCUCCGCUUAGGCUUCCGGCUCCCCAGCUUAGGCUGAGGCAGCGGCUGACAAAGGGCUCGCUCCGGUGCCGCCGCCCUUCUCAUCCGGGCAUUCAGGUCCCUGCGGAGUGGGAGGGGGAAGGGCAGCGGGGGAAGGGAAGGAGCAGGAGGGGCGAGCAUUUGGAGCCGAGGCCCUCUCCAGGGCUCUGGGCCCGCGGCCCAGCGGACGGAGGCCGAGGAGGACCCAUAGAGGUGGCAGUGGCCAGAGGUUCAGAAUGGUUCAGAAGGAGAGCCAGGCGGCGCUGGAGGAGCGGGAGAACGAGCUCAACGCCAACCCUGCCGCCUCCGCUGGUGCAUCGUUGGAGCCACCGGCAACUCCGGCCCCCGGAGAAGACAACCCCACUGGGGCUGGGGGAGCAGCAGUGUCCGGGGCGGGAGGAGGUGCUCGGAGAUUCUUGUGCGGCGUGGUGGAAGGAUUUUAUGGAAGACCUUGGGUUAUGGAACAGAGAAAAGAACUUUUUAGAAGGCUUCAGAAAUGGGAAUUAAAUACAUACUUGUAUGCCCCCAAAGAUGACUACAAACAUAGGAUGUUUUGGCGAGAGAUGUAUUCAGUGGAGGAAGCUGAACAACUGAUGACUCUCAUCUCUGCUGCGCGGGAAUACGAAAUAGAGUUCAUCUAUGCUAUCUCACCUGGGUUGGAUAUUACCUUUUCUAAUCCCAAGGAAGUUUCUACAUUGAAACGCAAACUGGAUCAGGUUUCUCAGUUUGGGUGCAGGUCAUUUGCCUUGCUUUUUGAUGAUAUUGACCAUAAUAUGUGUGCAGCAGACAAAGAGGUGUUCAGUUCUUUUGCUCAUGCCCAGGUCUCCAUCACAAAUGAAAUUUAUCAGUACCUAGGAGAACCAGAAACGUUCCUCUUCUGUCCCACAGAAUAUUGUGGCACUUUCUGUUACCCAAACGUGUCUCAGUCUCCUUAUUUAAGGACUGUGGGUGAAAAGCUUCUACCUGGAAUUGAGGUGCUUUGGACAGGUCCCAAAGUUGUUUCUAAAGAAAUUCCAGUAGAGUCCAUUGAAGAGGUUUCUAAGAUCAUUAAGAGAGCUCCCGUAAUCUGGGAUAACAUUCAUGCUAAUGAUUAUGAUCAGAAGAGACUGUUUCUGGGCCCAUACAAAGGAAGGUCCACAGAACUCAUCCCACGGUUAAAAGGAGUCCUGACUAAUCCAAAUUGUGAAUUUGAAGCCAACUAUGUUGCUAUCCACACCCUUGCCACCUGGUACAGAUCAAACAUGAAUGGAGUGAGAAAAGAUGUAGUGAUGACUGACAGUGAAGACAGUACUGUAUCAAUCCAAAUAAAGUUAGAAAAUGAAGGCAGUGAUGAAGAUAUUGAAACUGAUAUACUUUAUAGCCCACAGAUGGCUCUAAAGCUAGCUUUAACAGAAUGGUUACAGGAAUUUGGUGUACCUCAUCAGUACAGUAGUAGGCAAGUUGCACACAGUGGAGCCAAAGCAAGUGUAGUUGAUGGGAGUCCCUUAGUUGCAGCACCCUCUUUAAAUGCGACAACUGUAGUUACAACAGUUUACCAGGAGCCCAUUAUGAGCCAGGGAGCAGCCUUGAGCAGUGAGCCUACAGCUCUGACCAAGGAAGAAGAAAAGAAACAGCCAGAUGAGGAACCUAUGGACAUGGUAGUGGAAAAGCAAGAAGAAACAGACAGCAAGAAUGACAAUCAAAUACUAACUGAAAUUGUAGAAGCUAAAAUGUCAGAGGAAUUGAAACCAAUGGACACUGAUAAAGAGAGCAUAGCUGAAUCAAAAUCCCCAGAGAUGUCUAUGCAGGAAGAUUGCAUCAGUGAUAUUGCCCCUAUGCAGACUGAUGAACAGACAAACAAGGAGCAGUUUGUGCCAGGUCCAAAUGAAAAGCCUUUGUACACUGUAGAGCAAGUGACUCUGGAGGAUUUGCAGUUACUUGCUGAUCUUUUCUACCUGCCCUAUGAGCAUGGACCCAAAGGAGCACAGAUGUUACGAGAGUUCCAGUGGCUUCGAGCAAAUAGCAGUGUUGUCAGUGUCAAUUGCAAAGGAAAAGACUCUGAAAAAAUUGAAGAAUGGCGGUCACGAGCAGCCAAGUUUGAAGAGAUGUGCGGACUAGUGAUGGGAAUGUUCACUCGACUUUCCAAUUGUGCCAACAGGACAAUCCUUUAUGACAUGUACUCCUAUGUUUGGGAUAUCAAGAGUAUAAUGUCAAUGGUGAAGUCUUUUGUACAGUGGUUAGGGUGUCGUAGUCAUUCUUCAGCACAGUUCUUAAUUGGAGACCAAGAACCCUGGGCCUUUAGAGGUGGUCUAGCAGGAGAGUUCCAGCGUUUGCUGCCAAUUGAUGGGGCAAAUGAUCUCUUUUUUCAACCACCCCCACUGACUCCUACCUCCAAAGUUUAUACUAUCAGACCAUAUUUUCCUAAAGAUGAGGCUUCCGUGUACAAGAUUUGCAGAGAAAUGUAUGACGAUGGAGUGGGUUUACCUUUUCAAAGUCAGCCUGACCUUAUUGGAGACAAGUUAGUAGGAGGGCUGCUUUCCCUCAGCCUGGAUUAUUGCUUUGUCCUAGAAGAUGAAGAUGGCAUAUGUGGCUAUGCCCUGGGCACUGUAGAUGUGACCCCCUUCAUUAAGAAAUGUAAAAUUUCCUGGAUUCCCUUCAUGCAAGAGAAGUAUACCAAGCCAAAUGGUGACAAAGAACUGUCUGAGGCGGAGAAAAUAAUGUUGAGUUUCCACGAAGAGCAGGAAGUUUUGCCAGAAACUUUCCUUGCCAACUUCCCUUCUCUCAUAAAGAUGGAUAUUCACAAAAAAGUAACUGACCCAAGUGUAGCCAAAAGCAUGAUGGCCUGCCUCCUGUCUUCACUGAAGGCUAAUGGCUCCCGGGGGGCUUUCUGUGAAGUGAGACCAGAUGAUAAAAGAAUUCUGGAAUUUUACAGCAAGUUAGGAUGUUUUGAAAUUGCAAAAAUGGAAGGGUUUCCAAAGGAUGUGGUUAUACUUGGUCGGAGCCUGUGACAUUUGGCGCUAUGAACUGUCCGGAAGUCUCUUUAAUUUCACCUGGUGGGUGGUGGUUGGGGUCUUCAUGCAGUUCAGCUUCUGGAGUGGUAAACAGAUCAGCCAAUUGAGAUUGGAAACAAAGAAGACUAUGUAAAAUUCACUCAUCAUACUUUGAGACUACUCACUGGAUGGAAGAAGAUAGUAUUAGUGCACAUCCUAUAUGAAACAUGUGGGCCUCCUUUUGGGGUCUUGUGUUAGGUGUCAGGACCUCUUACAUGGGCAUAUUGGGAGGGGGUCUUAAAUAAAUGUAGUCAGCACUGUUUUCUGCAUCCAGUGUGGUUGCAUUUCGCACCUAAGUAAUCAGAAAUCAUUUGUCACCCUCGGCUUAUUGAAUGAAAUGUCUCAUUCUUUGGGGACAUGGCAGAAAAGAGAAAGAUUUAGUGGGUUUUGGAGGCCUCAGGGUGGAAAUUCCAAGUGGGAUGGUUGUGGCAUAGUUUAAGCUGAAUAAUUUCAAUUUUUGACAAUUUUUCUGCUUUUUGUAAUAAAGCCUUGGCCAGUUGCCUCCUGUAGUGAUGAUUGGUUCAGGUUUGUUGUGCUUUGUAGGGAUAAAUGUGCACCUGUUUGUGGCAAAAACCUAAAAAUGACAAACUUGUAAAUUUUUGUAUAUAAACUAGCUGUGAUUUGCCUACCUUUGUGUUUACUGUUUUUGUAAUUUUUUUUUAACUUUGAAAAUGAAAUGGUGUGAUUCAGGAUGGCACUUUGAAUAAUGUAAGUUAGUGAAAGGUAGCUUUUUCUUUUUCUUCUUUUUUUUUUUUAAUUUUUAAAGUGCCUCCCACCUAGGGCUAGGCCACAACCGCUUUGGGUACAAGAGCCUAACUUCAUAGGAGUCUUGUUGCAAGUGCAGUCACUUCUAGAAAUUAACCUCAAUGCAGGUCAGCAUGUGAAAUGUUAGGUUGACAUCUGUCACGUAGGGUUCAGGGACUGUGAUUGGUCCCGUUUGCCUUCAGAUCAGGUGUCCUUUAAUUUCAAGACCUGUUACUACUGGUUUUAUUAAAUCAAGAGUCUAAUUCUUGCAUGUUUGUAUCAGAUUUUUAAAAGAGAAAGAAUGAGUAUACUUUAACCAAUGACUUAAUGGUUAUCUUUUCCUUUUAACCACAGAUUCUGAAAGCUUCAUGUAUUUUGAUUUAGAUUUGGUGUUUUUAAGGGUUCUGAGCAUGAGGCUAGCAGGUAAUCUCCGCAGAUUUUUUCAUCAUGGCUGGCUGACUUCUCCAUAGAUUUGUAACAGUAUUUUAUUAUCAGCUUCCCUGCAUUUUUGUAUCAGCUCUUUAGUUUUGAGAUAAGAGGGAAAGGGCAAGGAGAGGAAACUAGAAACAUUUCCCUUCCUAGAAUUCCAUCAGGGUGGACUUUGAGAGUCUUAAAAGAGUGUAGUACCUAGAGUGGUACCACUAGUGACUUUCAACCAAUGCCUAUGAGUGUGCACUGAAUGGGUGAGAUGAAGGGAGGGAGGAAGGAAGGAGGCCUCAUUUUCAGGGUAGAAACCUUUAACUGAUAGGAUAUCAGGAUGAUAGUAUGUUGGAAAGCUGGAACCAAGUUUGCAUUUUCAAGGGCUGAGAUGUGAAAGGAAUAUCUCUAGAAGAUACUGUUCUAAAUGGCUUUAUGUCACUUGGUUUUCUCUUUAAGUACAUUUUUUAUACUAGUGAACUAUUAUGGCAUUUUAUCUGGAGGAUUUCAGGGUCACCCUCCUAUGGAAAUCAAGAUUUUUUUUUUAGCAUUUGCUUGUGGCUUUUUCUUGGCUUCUAAUAACUUUGGCUGGUCUUCUGGUCACAGGUGCUAACUGUGAAACAGAUGUCCAGGCCUAUACAUACAUCACUCUAGGAUUGUAAAGUGCUAAGCUAUCUUCUAUGGUUAUGAAUAUUUAUUAAGGUUGGAAUCACAUUUCCUUGAUUGUUUAGAUCACAGCUCAGUUUCUGUAGAAAAUGAACUGUAAAACUAUCUGAAGACCAUGCAAGAAGCAAAAUAAAACUUGAAUCGAAUGUG